This is a messenger RNA of Cuscuta epithymum, 655 nucleotides long. The record is from the annotation of a GenBank genome assembly. NCBI's taxonomy places the organism in Eukaryota, Viridiplantae, Streptophyta, Magnoliopsida, Solanales, Convolvulaceae.
CGACUACAUAAUUUGAGACACGAUCGCAGCGCCUAUAUGGCGGCCAAAGGUUGUGUAUCCCUAGCAGCUGGUGGAGAGGUUUGAGAAUGUCGUUCAUGGGUGCGCUCAAUAGGUCAUGGACGAAACGUGGGGCUAGGGCUGGAUCAGAUCUGGAUCGGAGGCAAAGAGUGGAAGAUACUUCGGUACUGUUAGACCGUCCCCCUCCUGAACCGCCGCCAUGGAGGAAAGGAGAGUUUAGGGUUUGGAAGCAGUAUUUUGAUUUUAUUGUUUACUUGCUAUUUAAUUUCCAUGGUCAUACUGUUCUGUUUUACUUUUAUUUUUUCCUUUGUUGUAAGACUCUUGCAUUAGGUUUGGGGGAUGAUAGGUCUACGGUAAUCGUCAUUGGCUUUAUGUUGUCCAAAUUAGGUCUAGCGAGUUAUAUUGCUUCGUCAAAGGUGAUUAACUCAGAGUCUCGGCCAAGGGCGGAUGGUUACAUGUGGUCCUUUUGUUAUCUUGUACCCCUCCUUAAUGUUGUGAUCGAUAUUAGUUUAAGCCAUCUGUUUGACGAUAAAAAAAGAUGUGACUAAUGACUAGAAUAAUAAUGAAAUCAUAGUAAGUUAUGUUCGAUUUGUAAACUUAACUUACCAUGACAGUGUAAUGUAGUACUCCUCCGUCC